GAGAAAAUUUGAGGUUAUGUUUGCAAAUUUAAUAUUGAUAUGUUUUGAAAAGGAAAACUGAUUGUUUUCUUUGUUUUUCCCUUGGUUUUUUGUCAAAAAUUUGGUGAUUCUAGAUUGUGUUGUGAUUGUGAAUAGAAUUUUAUAACUAUUAAUUGGUUUAUAUAAGUAAAUUCGUUUUUAACAGUGUUUAUCUUUUGAUCUUUGAUUUUGAACAUUUCGAUUUCUAACCUCUUGUUUACAUAAUUUUUGUGUAAUUUGUAAAUUUUUAUACUGACAAUUGAAUGAAAUGUUGAACAAGUAGUGCGGUGAAAGAAAAACGAUUGUUUUUUUGUUUAUUAGGGAUUUUAAAACAAGUAGAGGAGAUAAGAAACAAGUGGUCAAGAUGAUGAAAAUAUCAUCUCUGGAGGAUUUCGAGAAUCCUCUCUUUGAUAACAGGACAACGGCAAGUUUGAUUGAGAAUAAAUUGAUUUAUUGUAAUAGAGAAAAUCUUCAUGAAGAAACACAACCGUUCGCAGUAUAUCUGCGUGAUUUUCCUGUUAUUUCCAUAACACACGAUAUGCUCGCAACUCGUGAGUCUGUUCGCACUAUUGGAGCUGGCGAUUUAUUUCUUCCGGUUCAGGACAGUGUUUUUAAAAAAAUUGUUAGUGUUUGGCGAGAAAAGGGAAUUAUUGAAGCAAUUCGUGCUACGAGUGCUGAAAAUCCAGAGAGAAUAACGCCGGGGAUUUUUUGGAUUGCCUCGCAAUUAACCCGAGUUUUAGAUUUAGUGGAAAAGGGAAGUUUUCGAAGUGAAGGACUUCCGAUUUCUGGAUCAGGUUCAAUUGCUGAUAUUGCUAAUACUCGAGAUUGGAUAACAGCUCUGAUUCGUUGCAUUUCGUGGCAUCCACAUUGGACACGUUUGGCGGUGGCAACCAGGGACGAUAGAAUUCGCAUUUUCUCAAAGGACAUUUCGGGUGUUGCUAUUUUGAAGCACAAUGCACAAAAGUCUGUUUGCUGUAUGAAUUGGAGGACAAAUUGUGGUCGUCAAUUGGCAGUUGCUUGUCAAUCGGGAAUUUUAAUAUGGACCAUUGAAUUGGGUGCAGCCAGUAAUUCACUGAGUCACGCAACUCUGUUAAAGUAUAAAAAUCAUGCACCAGUUACAAGUGUCACGUGGAAUCCAGAGGGUGAUUUGUUAGUGUCCUCAUCAUUGACAGACUCGAAUAUGAUAAUCUGGGAUGUUUCGAGGGAAAGUGGAAUCCCCUUGAAGAGAGUUGGCAGUGGGGGUUUGUGUUUUACUCGAUGGUCAUCUUGUGGAUCGAGAUUAUUCUCUGCAUCUUGCAGCAAAGUUUUUAGGAUCUGGAAUAUCGGCACUGGUGCGCCUUGGAUACCGGAAAAAUGGACAGUCUCAAGUGGGCGGGUUGCUGCCGCGUGCUUUGGACCAAAUUUGACACUUCUGUUCGCAUCGACGGAAGACCCAGCGACUGUAUUUUCAAUGCCAUUGGAAGAUCAUAUUUUUGACGUUAAAACUGUGGGCAAUUUUAAUGACUCAAAAGUCGCGGUUCCUCUCAUUGAUCUCAGCAAAUUUACCUUCACGAAUCCGGAUAAUGACGAGGAGGAGGUGACAAUUGGUGGACGAGUAAUUUCCAUGGAUUGGGAUCCUUCGGGGAGAUAUUUGGCGAUUAUAUUCCAAGAAAGUCCAUUGGUCGCGGUGUUUACGACAAAAAUAGGAGCAACUUCUCGUGUAACGAACGUAAAAGCCGGAUGUUUGAUUAAAGGUUUUGCACUGGAAGUGCCGAAUUGUAUUCAAUUUUAUCAGAAUCAUAAGAAAGAUUCCGAAGAGGUUUGCUUGACGAUUGCCUGGAGUAGCGGGCGAAUACAGCAUUUUCCUAUUGUCUCACACGUCGAAAGUCAAGCAGAUGUUUGCCGAGAAACAACUUUUUCUAGUUCUGUUAUAGGCAGUCCACUUUAUAGUUCAUUUUCUUCGUACGAAUAGAAUUAAUCAUCAAUUUCGAAAUUAAAUAUAAUCGUUAUUUCCACUUUUUUUACGUCGAUUUGUAUAUAAAAAUAAAACUCUAAAAUUAGAUCUAAAA
Messenger RNA from Leptopilina heterotoma, 2066 nucleotides. RefSeq names its product aladin-like. Gene Ontology annotation, biological process: nucleocytoplasmic transport. Gene Ontology annotation, cellular component: nuclear pore. The coding region runs from base 383 to 1969 and encodes 528 amino acids. The transcript has 6 exons. Gene Ontology annotation, molecular function: protein binding. NCBI's taxonomy places the organism in Eukaryota, Metazoa, Arthropoda, Insecta, Hymenoptera, Figitidae. The record is from RefSeq and is a predicted model, not a curated record.